Molecule: messenger RNA, 279 nt
Organism: Microthlaspi erraticum
Lineage: Eukaryota; Viridiplantae; Streptophyta; Magnoliopsida; Brassicales; Brassicaceae
Source: the annotation of a GenBank genome assembly
AUGGGUGGAGAACUUAUUUAUCCACAUUCAGCUGUUCAUGGGUACAGGAAAACAGGGGUACAACAAGUGGUGGACGGUAUACCUGACCUUGUUGGACAGGAAGAUAUGGCCAUGGAUAUAAAACUCUGUUCAGAGUCACCCGUCCACGUAAUCACGCAGAUGGGAGAGAAGAGCGCACAGGAAGAACCUACUCCACCGGUUAUUCCCAGAAAUUUAACACCGUCCAGAGUCUCCCGUACACAGAGAUGUAACUCCUCGGGAGAAUGUGGAGGAGAAUAA